UCAUUUGUUGUUUGACUGCUUUAGUGAAUUGACGGCUAAAAAUAUUAUAGUUAAGGACAACAACCUAUACACACAUUCACAAGCAUGAUGGAGACCUUGAUCUUCUUCGUCUUGUGUAUUUUUAUAAUGACAUCGUAUGCUAUGAAUGAUAUGAAAAUAAUUCCUUCAAAUGUUUAUCAUACAAAAACACCGAUCCAAACAUAUGUUUCAAAUUACCAGAAUAAACCAUCAUUAAUAAGAAAUAGAAUUCAACCGUCAUCCAUAGUUCAACCAGCAAAAUAUUCAAACGAUGUUGGUAUGAUUCAAUCAUCAUCAUAUGUUUCAGCUCCAUCUCUUUCAGCUGCUAUUGAAAGUAAACGAUUUCUUGAAUUAGUUUCAUAUUCAAAUCAAAUAGAACAACCAAUUCAACCACAAAUUAUUGAAGUUGAUGCAAUCACUGCACCAGUACAAUUUGUUUUUCGUUCAUCUUCUGGACCAUUGUUAUUUCAACAAAUUCAUAUUCCAUCAUCACGUAAUGAACCACAACAUACAAGAUCGGAAGAACCAGCUCAAUUGAUUACACAUGAAGUAUACAAACCAAUCAUACAGGAAUUAAGAGAAAUUAUACAACCAUAUCGUCAUGUAACGCAAGAAAUUAAACCAGUUAUGGAAGAAGUACGUACAGUUAUUGCACAUUCUGAAAAACAACAACCAAUAACAACAUCAGAAGUUAAUGAAAUAAAACAACGAAAACAAUCAUUGUCAAAUUCAAAUGUUGAAUCAAAUCAACAGCCAAAUUUACAGACAAUAGCUGUCAAUAAUAAUCCAAAUAAUGGAAUCAAAACUAUUCAACAAGUUUCCGAUAAUACUAAACAUGGAUAAUAAAUAAAGUUCACUUUCGUUUUUUCAAAUUCAAAUACAUUUUAUUCAUUUAAUAUAAAAAAUAUCCAACAAUUUAUGUACACAAAUACCCGAUUUGUCUUUUUUUUUAUUGUCUUGUAUUUCAUCUUGGCCAAAUAUAUGCAAUAUAAUCAAACAAACAAACAAAAAAUUUUCUUUUCU
This is a messenger RNA of Dermatophagoides pteronyssinus (European house dust mite), 1041 nucleotides long. RefSeq lists its product as uncharacterized. The record is from RefSeq and is a predicted model, not a curated record. NCBI's taxonomy places the organism in Eukaryota, Metazoa, Arthropoda, Arachnida, Sarcoptiformes, Pyroglyphidae.